Molecule: messenger RNA, 1548 nt
Organism: Maudiozyma barnettii
Lineage: Eukaryota; Fungi; Ascomycota; Saccharomycetes; Saccharomycetales; Saccharomycetaceae
Gene: CRR1
Product: putative glycosylase
Exons: 1
Coding region: 1-1548 (515 amino acids)
Biological process (GO): fungal-type cell wall organization; carbohydrate metabolic process
Cellular component (GO): fungal-type cell wall
Molecular function (GO): hydrolase activity, hydrolyzing O-glycosyl compounds; glycosyltransferase activity
Source: RefSeq, a predicted model, not a curated record
AUGGUUCGUUGUUAUUUUAUAUUAUUAACGUUAAUAUUACCCUUUUCUUGGUCAAUACCAUUAAUUAAAGCCAAUGAACAAGAAACGUUCAAACCGUCAACACCCAUUUUUUGUUCUAAGGACUCUAAUUGUCCCGAGGAAUGGCCUUGUUGUUCUCCAUACGGAGAAUGUGGUUCCGGACCAACUUGUGUUGGCGGUUGUGACCCUAGGUAUUCCUUUGACGAAGAUAGCUGUAUCCCAUUGCCGGUAUUGGUGUAUCCAUUUAAUGCUGUAUUUCAUCAUGAUUUUCUCUCAAAUAAAUUUAAAAUUACCUCUAAGAAUGGGAGAUAUUCAACUGAAAAUGAUAAUAAGAUUAAUAAUAAAGAAUCCAUGUUCGAAACCCCAUCAAAAAAUAUACCUCUGGAGGCUUCAAUGCAUAAGAAGAGAUUCAUUCAUCAUUCCAAAUUUUUAAUAACUAAAAGUGAUAGAGAGGCUCAAGAUAUGUUAUAUGAUUACGAUUUUAUCUAUAGUGGUAACACUAAGAUUGAUGACGAUUCAGGUGAAAUAUUGUUGACUAUGCCAAAGUAUAGUACAGGCUCAUUAAUUGCUUCCGCUAGAGAAUUCUUAUAUGGGAAAGCCACUGUAUCUUUAAAAACUGGUAGAUCUCAAGGUGUUGUCACUGCAAUUGUUUUAAUGUCUCAAGUUGGUGAUGAAAUAGAUUUUGAAUUUUUGGGAAAUCAACCGUUUGAUGCUCAAACAAAUUGGUAUUAUCAAACAGAAUUGGAUUAUACUAGAAUGCAAAGACAACCAAUUUAUACAGAUUCAUAUGAAAAUUAUCAUAAAUAUGGAUUUGAUUGGAAUGAGGAAAGAAUAAUAUGGUUGAUUGAUGGUAGACCAGUUAGAACAUUAUUUAAAAAAGACACUUGGGAUCCCAUCACAAAACAUUAUAAAUAUCCACAGACUCCAUCAAGAUUAGAGAUUGCCAUAUGGCCAGGAGGUGAUAAGGAUAAUCAUCCGGGGACGAUUGAAUGGGCUGGAGGACCCAUUGAUUGGGAAAAUUCUCCUGAUAUUUUACAAUAUGGACAAUUUUAUUCAAGAGUGAAAGAGAUCCGUAUUGAACCUAAACAAAAUGAUUAUUUUAAUGAAAUUUAUAAAUGUAUCACUAGAAGAACAUAUCAACGUCAAUUUGAUAUUACGGAAUUAUUAAUGACUACAUGUAGUUACGACCAUGAUGCCGAACCUAAAUUCAGUGAAGAUUCUUUGGAGUGGCAUUGUGAUUAUACUCCAAGAGUUAAAUCAUUAAGGGAUUCAGGGUCUACUACACGAAGUAAAAGAUCAAAAUUCUUUAAGAAAAGGUACCCUUCUGCUCGUUUGAAAGAUGCAUCCAUUCAAAAGUCAACAAACAGUUCAGAAUCCAUGAAUAAAAAUCAUAACAAAAAUAUCACAAGUCUGGAAGCUAUAAUUCAUGAUAAGAAAAGAUUAUUAGAUUUUUCCAAGAUCGAUCUUAUUGAUGAUAAUAAUAAAUUAAAUCUAACUAAAGUACAAAUAUUGAAUAAGAUUUUACAGUAA